AUGCGUGAUACUCCUUCCAAGUUCAUCGAGAUCCUUGAUCCCAAGGACUCGCACCCCCGCAUGUCCGAUUCAGAUGUCCGCCUUGAGGAUGUCCUCGCCGAUCACGAGGCGACCAUCAGCCGCCCACGCUCCUCAACCACUUCCUCCUCUAAGCCCAUGGAUAAAGCACAACUGGGACGCGUCAACUCUACCUCGCCGACGCAGCGUUGGAAGAGAUUCAGCAACAUUCUCGCACAGCCUCGACGAAACUCUUAA
Penicillium cosmopolitanum is the source of this 255-nucleotide messenger RNA. RefSeq lists its product as uncharacterized. NCBI's taxonomy places the organism in Eukaryota, Fungi, Ascomycota, Eurotiomycetes, Eurotiales, Aspergillaceae. The coding region runs from base 1 to 255 and encodes 84 amino acids. The record is from RefSeq and is a predicted model, not a curated record. The transcript has a single exon.